GGACAUUAUUAAACCAAAUUAAAAAGAAAACAACGAACAAAAAUUCGAAUUUUGGGUUUUAUUUAUUUAUUUUUUUCCCAGGAGAAAAUAAAAUUAUAGUUGCUUGGCUUCCUCAAAAAUCCCUCUAAAAAAUUCAUAUUCGCCUCCUUUGUUUUUCUUCUGUUCUGGUUUUUAUGCGAACCUCGGUCUUACUCUCGCACUAAGCAUAGAACCGAAACCAAAGAGAAUCUUGGUGGAGAAAGUUGUUGGUUGACUGGAAAAAAAAGGAACAGCUAACUGAUUUUCCCACGUAAAGCUAACUUCUUGGUUUGGGAGACUUUCAAUAUUUGAGGUUUUUCUGCAUACAUAUGUAUAUGCUUUUUCAUAUUGAGUGAAAUCAAGUUUGAAAAAGUCAUGCAAAGGGAUGGUAACACUGGCAACCCAUCAACCCCAGGUGGUCGAAUACGCAAUCGCAGACGUUCAACUGAGGUUGUUCCUGAUGUUGGUAAAGCAAAUGGAGGGAAUUUACUUGUUGAUGACCAUAACAAAUACAGAUCAAUGUGGAUUCGUGCACAUUCUUCCAUUUGGAUGAUUGGGGGCUUUAUAUUUGUUAUUUAUAUGGGCCAUCUCUAUAUUACUGCUAUGGUUGUUGUUAUCCAGAUUUUUAUGGCGAAAGAGCUAUUCAAUUUACUUCGGAAAGCUCAUGAAGAUACGGAUCUCCCAGGGUUCAGGCUGUUAAAUUGGCACUUUUUCUUCACUGCAAUGUUAUUUGUAUAUGGCCGCAUUCUCAGUCAACGGCUUUUCAACACUGUAACUUCAGACAAAGUUUUGUAUAAGCUUGUUAACAGCCUUAUCAAGUAUCAUAUGGUUAUUUGUUAUUCCUUGUAUAUUGCAGGUUUUAUGUGGUUCAUCCUUACAUUGAAGAAGAAGAUGUACAAGUAUCAAUUUGGCCAGUUUGCUUGGACGCACAUGAUUCUGAUCGUUGUGUUUACACAGUCUGCUUUCACUGUAGCCAACAUUUUCGAAGGAAUUUUCUGGUUUCUUCUUCCAGCAACUCUUAUUGUCAUCAACGAUAUUGCUGCAUAUAUCUUUGGGUUCUUUUUUGGAAGAACCCCUUUAAUCAAAUUAUCUCCAAAGAAAACUUGGGAGGGUUUCAUUGGAGCAUCUGUUACAACUAUCAUCUCUGCAUUUUUGCUUGCAGACAUCAUGGGUCGUUCUCGGUGGCUAACAUGCCCAAGGAAGGAUUUAUCAACUGGUUGGCUUCAUUGUGAUCCUGGUCCAUUGUUUAAACCAGAGUCUUUCUCCUUAACAGGAUGGGUUCCUCAAUGGUUUCCUUGGCAAGAGGUCUCGAUAUUGCCAGUUCAAUGGCAUGCUCUAUGUCUUGGUUUAUUUGCAUCUAUUAUAGCACCUUUUGGAGGCUUUUUUGCUAGUGGUUUCAAAAGAGCUUUCAAAAUCAAGGAUUUUGGUGAUAGUAUCCCAGGGCAUGGUGGAAUUACAGAUAGAAUGGAUUGUCAGAUGGUAAUGGCUGUAUUUGCUUACAUCUAUCAUCAGUCAUUUGUUAUUCCUCAAAGCGUCUCGGUUGAGAUGAUCUUGGAUCAGAUAUUGAUGAACCUUACACUGGAGGAGCAACAAGCUAUAUACAUUAAACUUGGACAAAUCUUGCAAGAUAGGCUGGUGGGAAUCAUAGGAUAGAUCCUGCAGUUGUUAUGACCUCUCUCUCCAAUAUGUUUGUACGCAGUGGUGUAGAGAGAGAAGAUGCCAAAAAAUUGUUUUGUAAUUUGUAUAUGGUAUUGUUUUCUAUUUUCCUACCGCAACUCCCUUCAAAUAUUUUUAGGUUGAGGCAUUCUUCCGAGUACACACUGUACAGAGUAAUUUGGCUGUUUCAUAUUAGGAUGAGGAGAGAUUGAAAUGUUCUCUCUAUUUCCCUGUAUUUUUCUUAUGCAUUGGAUAUGGAACUGGGUUGGGUUGAAUAUGUCCGCUGCAACCAAACAAUGAAAUUUUUUGCCCAAGGAAACAUAUUAUUAUAUAUUAAGGAUAGCCAGCUCUUAUUCUUAUGUAA
Messenger RNA from Ziziphus jujuba (common jujube), 2038 nucleotides. RefSeq names its product phosphatidate cytidylyltransferase 1. Bases 394 to 1671 code for a protein of 425 amino acids. The transcript is spliced from 14 exons. Gene Ontology annotation, cellular component: endoplasmic reticulum membrane. Lineage: Eukaryota; Viridiplantae; Streptophyta; Magnoliopsida; Rosales; Rhamnaceae. The record is from RefSeq and is a predicted model, not a curated record. Gene Ontology annotation, molecular function: phosphatidate cytidylyltransferase activity.